UGUAGCAAGUUUAGAAACGGCGACAAUUUUAUGGUGGGGACAAUCUGUGAUAAUGUUGGAGGGUUCCUGAGAGAGUCAUCCACAAAGUAUCUGGUUCGAGUGAGACUUCUACCACGUAGUACAUUCGCUCAGCCCAUGUGCUCCAGGAGAGACAAAAACUCUACCAAGCGGUUGUAAAAUACUGAUGAAAAUAAUUCCCAUGAUUUCCACGUUCAACCCGGAUUCUAUGAAUGCUGUUAUUAUAGCAACUAUAGCCAAGUGCUGUUUGCUGUGCUUGGCCACACCCAUGAAGAUGAAUGGCUGGGUUUCGAGCACAAUCUACCUGUCCAUCGUCCUCUUACUGCUGUUAAAGGGGGCCUUUACCCGGAAGAGCCAAGAUCUCCAUUGUGGAGCAUGUAGGGCCCUGGUAGAUGAACUGGAGUGGGAAAUUUCUCAGGUAGACCCCAAGAAAACCAUCCAGAUGGGUUCCUUCCGCAUCAAUCCAGAUGGAAGCCAGUCAGUUGUAGAGGUGCCGUACGCCAGGUCUGAAGCUCACCUGACAGAAUUGUUGGAGCGCAUUUGUGAGAACAUGAAAGAGUAUGGAGAAAAGGUGGAUCCUUCCACUCACCGUAAAAGCUAUGUGCGGGUUAUCUCUCAUGAUGGCACUAAAAUGGACCUUUCUGAGACCCAGUUUGACGGGGAUGUGACAUCAAGCCUGAAAUUUGCGUGUGAGAGAAUAGCUGAAGAGUAUGAAGAUGAGCUCGUAGAGUUCUUCUCCCAUGAGGCAGAAAAUGUCAAGGACCGACUAUGCAGCAAACGCACAGAUUUGUGUGACCAUGCCUUGUAUCUUCCACAUGAUGAACUGUGACAUACGUAGGCUUGACUAGUCUGGUGGAAGCAUUGAGGUGAUUUGUCCUUUGUGAAACACCACCUUCCAGUUUCCAGCUGCUGUCCUUUUCAUCAUCUCUUCAUUUUGCAGAGAACAUUGAACAAUCUAUGAUUGUGCCUCUAGAAGGAAAUACAAAACUUCUAUAUAUAUUAGGUUUUUUUAAAAAAGAAAAGCAAAUGAAAGAAAAGUUGUUUCUAUCACUUAAUUAAAAAAUAUAUUAAUCA
Molecule: messenger RNA, 1092 nt
Organism: Sphaerodactylus townsendi
Lineage: Eukaryota; Metazoa; Chordata; Lepidosauria; Squamata; Sphaerodactylidae
Gene: CNPY2
Product: canopy FGF signaling regulator 2
Exons: 6
Coding region: 185-847 (220 amino acids)
Cellular component (GO): endoplasmic reticulum
Source: RefSeq, a predicted model, not a curated record